AUGCACGGUCACAACCCCCUAUCGGACAAAUCUCUCUUUCGCUCGCCGCGCCUUUUCUACCGCGCCGUUGAAGAUAACGAGGAGGACCGCGCCUUCCUCCAGCACCAAAUCCUCAACGACCCCACCAUCCAAACCGUCAGCACCAUGCGUUUGAAGUGUCCGCUUCCAUCCGGAUCGGCCACCGAGUUCAUCAAGGCCCUCCAAACCAGCAUCCUCGGCGUGAUGAUCUGUCUUCCCCCUGUCAGUGACGGCGAUGAAACUGCAGGAACGCCGCCCGACGUUCACGACGCUAUCAGCACGAUCAGCACCACCACACCGCAACCCAGGACGGACCCGAACAAAAAACCAACUCCGAUCGGCCACCUCGGCUUCUUCAAUCCAUGGGGUUCGAACCUCCAUCAUCACCGGAACGCCAUGCUGGGGAUCUCUCUGGCGGAGGGAUACCGGGGGCGGGGGUACGGUGCCGAGGCGGUCAAUUGGGCGCUGGACUGGGCGUUUGUGCAUGCCGGGCUGCAUCGCGUGAGUCUGGGGGCGUUUGCAUUCAACGAAACUGCGGUGAAGUUGUAUCGGCGCUUGGGUUUUGUGGAGGAGGGUCGCGAGCGGCUGGCGCUGUUGUAUCGAAGGAGGUGGCAUGACGUUAUCAAUUUCUCGAUGUUAGAGGAGGAGUGGAUGGCGUUGAGAGGGAUGGAGUGA
Molecule: messenger RNA, 693 nt
Organism: Aspergillus saccharolyticus JOP 1030-1
Lineage: Eukaryota; Fungi; Ascomycota; Eurotiomycetes; Eurotiales; Aspergillaceae
Product: GNAT family N-acetyltransferase
Exons: 1
Coding region: 1-693 (230 amino acids)
Molecular function (GO): acyltransferase activity, transferring groups other than amino-acyl groups
Source: RefSeq, a predicted model, not a curated record